Messenger RNA from Chelonia mydas (Green sea turtle), 4622 nucleotides. Its product is annotated as 39S ribosomal protein L2, mitochondrial. Gene Ontology annotation, biological process: cytoplasmic translation. Gene Ontology annotation, cellular component: ribosome. The transcript has a single exon. The record is from RefSeq and is a predicted model, not a curated record. Gene Ontology annotation, molecular function: structural constituent of ribosome; RNA binding. NCBI's taxonomy places the organism in Eukaryota, Metazoa, Chordata, Testudines, Cheloniidae. The coding region runs from base 3963 to 4568 and encodes 201 amino acids.
GCCAUAAAAAUGUUGGCAUACUGUGGGGCCAUGCGGGUACCCGUAGCAGUGCCGUUGACUUGAAGGUAUAUAUUGUCCCCAAAUGUGAAAUAGUGAAAGGUUGCUUGGGAUGUGUUGCUUUCUGACAUAUUGAACUGGUGCUGCUGGCUUAUCAUAGAGAGAGUUCAUCUGUUUAAUUUCUUACUCUGGAGGAUUCAGAGAGCAGAGGCCUGCAGAAGUUAAGGUGGUUCCUUCUUGUCUGUGAAAGAAGUAAAAAGAUGCCUUUGUAGAGCUUCUGGCAUAGAAUAAGUCCUGUGUGUCAUGUUUCCCUCUGAACAUUCAAAUAUAUGGUAUAGAGUUUUCUGUCUGCAAGCAUAAAUUCCCAUCUUUGACAAUGUUGCCCCAGUCUCAUAAGAAUGGCCACACUGAAUCAGACCAGUGGUCCAUCUAGUCCAGUAUUCUGUCUCUGACAGUGGCCAGUAUCAAAUGCUUCAGAGGUAAUGAACUGAACAGGACAAUUUUGAGAGUUUCAUCCUCUGUUGUCUAGUCCCGUUUCUGGCAAUUGGAGGUCUAGGGUAGGGGUGAGCAAACUAUGGCCCGUGAUCCGUUUUAAGCUGGCCUGCGAGCUGCACCAUGUGGCUCGGCCCCGCUCUGGCCGGGGCACUGGGUCGGGGGCCGCACCACGCAGCUCCCGGAAGCCGCUGCAUGGCCCUGCUCCGGCUCCUACACACUCCAAUGGGAGCUGCAGGGGCAGUGCCUGCAGAUGGGGCAGCGCGCAGAGCCGCCUGGCUGUGCCUCCGCAUAGGAGCCGGAAAAGGGACAUGCCACUGCUUCCGGGAGCCGUUUGAGGUAAGUGCCGCUUGGAGCCAGCACCCCUGAGUCUUUUCCCACGCUGCAGCCCUGACCACUCUCCUGCUCUCCAAACCCCUCAAUCCCAGCCCGGAGCACUCUCCUGCACCCCAAAUCCCUCAUCCCUGCCCCUGAGCCCGCACCCCUACCCCAAUUUUGUGAGCAUUCAUGGCCCGCCAUACAAUUUCUAUUUCCCAAUGUCACCCUCUGGCCAAAAUGUUUGGUGUCGUCCGUCCCCCUCCGUCCCCCCCCCCCCCCCCUCCUCCCCCGGUCUAGGGACACCCGGAGCAUGAGUUUGCAUCCCUGACCAUCUUGGCUAAGAGACCUAUCCUCCAUGAACUUAUCUAAUUCUUUUUUGAACCCAGUUGUAUUUUUGGCCUUCACGACAUCCCCUGGCAGAGAGUUCCUCUACACAUGGACUGUGCAUUGUGUGAAGAAAUACUUCCCUUUGUUUUAAACCUGCUGCCUGCUAAUUUCUUUGGGUGACCCCUGGUUCUUGUGUAGGGAUAAAUAACACUUCCUUAUUCAUGUUCUCCAUACCAUUCAUCUCAUUGUGGGCCACUCCAGCUCAGCAGCUUCCCUGGCAGCCAAUGCCACAUACAAGUGGGAUCCCAGGAUGUCUGAGGUAAUGACUCAGGAAAUGUUAGAUCAGUUUGAGGGAUUGUCUGUAUAGGAAAGGUGUACAAAUGUAAACUAAUGUGUGAAAUUAAAACAAUAUAGUUAUUCUGGUAUAGCCCCCGUUCUUCAAAAUGGAGAUAUACCUAUCUCAUAGAACUGGAAGGGACCUUGAAAGGUCAAGUCCAGUCCCCAGUCUUCAUAGCAGGACCAAGUACCGUCCCUUAUUUUUGCCCCAGAUCCCUAAAUGGCCCCCUCAAACCACUGAGCUUUCCCCCCCCCCCCAUUGCAGUAUAACAGUGGAUUUUUUUUCUGUUUAGCGUAUGUGUGUUGGAAAGGGGCUAAACCAAAAUGACAUGCCUAUUUCUUACACUGAAAUAGGCGCAUCCACAGAGGAGGUUAUAGUGGUAUGACUUCACCACUUAUACCCAGUAAAAUUUUCCCAUGUAGACAAGACCUCAGAAGCUUUUUAAUGAUUCUUGAGUUCUGCUCUAAAACCUCAGUCAUGCCAGCCAGUUUGCAUUGCUACUAGCACCAUAAACAGAUGAUAGGUUUUUGUGUGUGAACAGCAGUCGAAUUAAUGGGAACACAAGAGCUAUACCUCAUGCUAACUUGCUAGUGAAGACUGCCACAGUUCAGGGCAACUGCACCAGUAUUCUCCUCUUGCAGUCCACCAUGGACACUCGUCUAGGCUCCAGGCUCCUUAGCCAUCACCUCUCUUGGGCAGAGACCUGUGUAUAUCUCCCUCCUGAAUGGGGGAUCUUUAAGGCUGCACAUUUCCCUGCUUACAUUAUGAUCAUCCCCAGCCAGCUAGAUUGUUUAAAUAGGUCAGCAUUUAUUCUUUACUUCCUUUCCAAAGGCUAAAAACAGUGAAAUUGCCGGCAGUUACAAGUUACUACGCAGCUCUUUAUAAGCAAGCACGUUUAUUCUUAAGGUGAAAGCAUUACAGAGAAGGCAUGUUAAAAACAAUAAAAUAACCUACACACAUGCUGAAAAGCUUACCAGAGGUCAUCCCAACUCCAGCCUCAGACUCUAGUAGGUGUCAGUCCUUUAAAACCCACAGUUGGGUUUACCCUGUGGUUACAAGUUCAUAACUGUCUCAGAUUCAGAACCAGAAAAAACAUGAAUACUUCAGUUUUUUCUUUAUACAGUUUGGGAUUUUGAUCUUGUCCCCAUGUAACAGGUGAUCAGCAGAGAAUGACUUGCUCCUGAAGGCAGGAAGGGCUGAGUUUUUGCAUAAUCAAAAGUGGGGAUUUGCAUUCAUCUUCCCCUGGAUCUUCCCCCAGAUCUCUCAUAUGUCACAUCUCCCCCUUCGAGAGGUUACAUACAAUCCCAGCCCACAAUAAUACGUAAACCAUUCUUUUAACACAGUGGACCACAAAGAUAUUUAAUCUUAAUUCAAUAAGGUCUCCCAAGGAUACUUCAGGAAAUUGCCCUAUCUGUCACUAUCGCAGGGCAACGACUCUCUGCUGCGGCACCUCCUGCUGGUUGUCCAGGGAAUUAGCUCUUUUCAACCAGGAGCGCCUUCUGCUGUUCAGUGUUUCGCCUGCUGCUGGCCCCGUGCCCGUCCCGGACCUCGGUGCCCUUCUAGAUUAGGGUUCUGCCCCCUGGCAGUACCCCCUCAGUUUGGGUCCUCCUCUCUCCAGGUAGCUAGUCUCUCUCUCUCUUUCUGGCCCACUGCCCUCUUAUAAGGGCCAGCUGGGCCCUAAUUACACAGGCUACAGCUGUGGCUGUUUUCCCAAACAGCCCAGCUUUUUCCAUCUCAGCCCUCUCCCAGGGCUGUUUUAAGCCCUUCAAGGCAUGGUGGGGGGGGGCCACCCCGCCACAGUCACAAAGACAAGCCCUGAGUCACUGCCAUUGUAUCCAUUCCUCUGGGUAUGUUUGUCACGGUUGGUACCACACUACCAGCAGCCUCCAAACCUGAAGUGUUUCUGUAAUUCUUCUGUCAAGGUCAGAGUGGAAGAGGUAGUUGCUGUCUAUUCUCUUCACCCCCACCACAGUUUGCUUGCUGCAAGCUUAGUUUCUUGGAGCACCCCUAGCUAAUACUUGUGUGGUCUCCCUAACCCCAUUCCUUGCAUAGUGGCACAGUGUGUUAACCAGGAAGCCGUCAGGACUAUAGCCAGGGCCUUGCUGCCAGUGGGCCAUGCAACGCAUGUGUGGGGUUGUAGUCGUCCAUUGUGCGAUGCAAUUCAGCUAAUCAUCCCAUACAGUAUUUAUAUUGGCCCUUUUCAAUUUGUUGAUAGCUGUCCAGAUUGGAGGCUCUGUCUACAAAAGGAGCUUUCAUAUUACCAUACUCUUCAGGAUGAUCCCAUUUUGAGGGGCAGCAAAUAUAAAUAAAUACCAGUAUUGAGCAGUGUCUGGUAAUAAGAAUAAGAGGUCAACAGAAGCCCAGGUAAAGCACAUGAAGGCUGCUGAAUCCCCUCUCCCAAACCAACAAGAUCAUUAGCAGGUUCCUCUGGGCAGCCUUGUCUGCCUACCACUGUGGAUGGGAUCAGCGGGGACACAAGCAGCGCUACCUCAUGAUUGACUUCCAGCGGCUGCGCUACGGACCUGGAGCUGAGUCAGGUCCCUAUGAGGAGAAGGUGAUCCAGGUCCAGUACAACCCCUGCAGGUCGGCUGAUAUCGCCCUGGUGGCCAGCAGCAAGCAGAAACGCUGGAUCAUUGCAACAGAAAACAUGCAGCCUGGCAACCUCCUCAAAACCUCGGGGCACGUAGGCAGGAUGGCAGUCUCUGCCAGUGAAGGGGAUGCGUACCCUUUGGGAGCUCUGCUUGUGGGGACCCUGAUCAAUAACCUGAAAAGCCACCCUGGGAAAGGAGAGCAGUACAGCCGAGCAGCAGGGACCUGUGGGGUGUUACUGUGGAAGGUGAAUGGAACGGCCAUCAUGCAGCUGCCCUCUAAGAGACACAUGCAGGUGCUGGAGACCAGCAUAGCCACCGUGGGGCGAGUUUCCAACAUUGACCACAACAAGCGGAUCAUUGGGAAAGCUGGCCGGAACCGCUGGCUGGGGGAGCGCCUGCGCAGCGGAUUAUGGCACUGCAAGGGCAGCUGGGUGGGACGCAAGAUCAGACCACUCCCACCCAUGAAGAGCUAUGUCAACCUGCCCACAGCAGCAGCUCAGGCUUGACACCUGGCCCCGGUGCCUGCCCCUCAAUGGCUCUCAAUAAAAUCAGCUCCUCAA